Daldinia childiae is the source of this 747-nucleotide messenger RNA. RefSeq lists its product as uncharacterized. The record is from RefSeq and is a predicted model, not a curated record. NCBI's taxonomy places the organism in Eukaryota, Fungi, Ascomycota, Sordariomycetes, Xylariales, Hypoxylaceae. The transcript has a single exon. The coding region runs from base 1 to 747 and encodes 248 amino acids.
AUGAAAUCCAUCGAACGUGCGAGCCAGUCCGACUCCCCCGGUCCCGAGAAAACUACUUCCGCUAAAGCAUCGACGGGAGCUAUCACUUCUACUACGGCCCCCGUAACUAUGUCAGAACGAUCCACGAAACUUGCGCCACCAAAUGCCACAAGCAUGCCGGAACCCAGUUUCGAUUCCAGGUCUAACACCCCCGUUGCCAGCUACAUGCCGACUGGCACCCAGGACAGCCCUCUGCCAAUGGGCAAGUAUUAUCCUUCCAACUAUGUGAAGAGAAAAGAAGAAAAGCAAAGCCGACAGACUCGUCCACCAACGUCGACCCCGUUGCCUCCGAUGGGAUCCAAGUCGGAAUCGCUUGUACCUACCACUAGAGACUCUUCUGCGUUGGGACAUUCACGGAAUGAGUCCGAUGCGAAACGUAGAUUACAGCAAUACCAACGCGAUAUGAUUGCUCAAGCGACGCUGGCUCUUAAUGGUGGAAAUGUCAACGCAGCAACGCUAAGUUCGUUAAGGACGAUUGGGUUUACAACCAUGCCCGGGCCGGGUAAGCCAAGACUGGUACCUUUGGGAUCUCCUGGACCCGUGACACCUAUGGAACUCGAAAAUGCUCAAGAUGGUUACUUGGGAGCACGGGGCGCUGCGGAUAUCCAAGUAGAAGAGAUCGCACGGGCUAUAAGGGCCGAGGAGGAACGCAAACGACGUGAGGGUACGACAUCACCCACCGUUGAGCUGGGACCCAGCACAUUCUGA